AUGGCUGAUGCGGACGCUCCCCUUGUCGAAAAGAAACACAGAAAAUCCGUUGCGUUCAGCGAGGGAACAACAAUCAUGGAUGCGAACGGAGCAAUCUCUGAGGCUAGCCAUUCCGAUGACAAAACUACUGCUGAGAGGCAUUCUGCUACCUCGCCCGACAAGGAAGUGGACGAAGUAACCGAGCUGUUCAAGGGACUUUCGAAAAAGAAAAAGACAAAGAAGACGAAAGAUGCAGAUGCCGAAGCUAACGCGGACGGCGAGUUUGACCCCUCGAUGAUGAAAAAGAAAAAGAAGAGCAGCAAAAAGGCAGCCGACGGUGACUUCGAAGCCAAACUCGCGGAGGCUGGGCUGGCCAGUGAAGAAACCGCGCCAGAGGAGAAACCGUCGACCGAGGAGAUCGUCAGCGACAUCGAAAACGGCAGAGGUAUCUGGGCCCACAACGCUACACAGCCUAUUCCAUAUAACCUGCUCGUCACUCGAUUCUUCACGUUGAUUCACAGCCAUCACCCCGAUAUCCUCUCAAGCGGUUCCAAGUCAUACAAAAUCCCUCCACCGCAGUGUCUGCGUGAAGGUAACCGGAGAACUAUCUUUGCCAAUAUCACCGAUAUCUGCAAGCGAAUGAAGAGGUCGGAGGAUCACGUUAUGCAAUUCCUGUUCGCGGAGUUGGUCACGAGUGGUAGUGUGGACGGAAGCAGGAGAUUGGUUAUCAAGGGUCGAUUCCAGCAGAAACAAAUUGAAAACGUUCUGCGAAGAUACAUCGUCGAAUACGUCACUUGCAAAACGUGUCGCAGUCCAGACACGGAGCUCAACAAGGGAGAGAACCGUCUUUAUUUCGUUACAUGCAAUUCCUGCGGUAGUAGACGCUCAGUCACUGCGAUCAAAACUGGCUUCCGCGGCCAGGUUGGAAGACGGAAGAAGCAACAGGGCUAA
Histoplasma mississippiense is the source of this 930-nucleotide messenger RNA. RefSeq lists its product as hypothetical. Gene Ontology annotation, cellular component: eukaryotic translation initiation factor 2 complex. Gene Ontology annotation, biological process: translational initiation; formation of cytoplasmic translation initiation complex; formation of translation preinitiation complex. Lineage: Eukaryota; Fungi; Ascomycota; Eurotiomycetes; Onygenales; Ajellomycetaceae. Bases 1 to 930 code for a protein of 309 amino acids. The record is from RefSeq and is a predicted model, not a curated record. Gene Ontology annotation, molecular function: translation initiation factor binding; mRNA binding; translation initiation factor activity. The transcript has 4 exons.